AUGACACAACUGAAGCAAGACUUGACAAACCUCGACGAGUGCCUCCCUUCAUUUCUGACGCAAGAACAGCGUGCAGUGGCACAGACUGAGUUCUACAAGACACUUGCAGAGAAGGCGCACAAAUUCUAUCGCGGGAAGAUUCAGAUCAUGCCGAAGUGCACACUGUGCGGAUUUAAUUGGUUCAAUGCGUACUACACUCCCGGCGUAUCUCGCAUUUCAACAAACAUCCGCGAUGACAACGACUCAUCACUGUUGUAUACGAUGCGUGGCAACUUUGUUGGCGUUGUCUCAGACUCGACACGAGUGCUUGGUGAUGGCGAUGUGACACCUGCUGGUGGGCUUGGUGUGAUGGAAGGGAAGGCGUUGCUGAUGAAGUACUUGGGUGGUAUUGACGCCGUUCCCAUUUGCAUUGACUCGAAGGUUGCUGGGAAGAAUGAUGCUGAUGCGAUGAUAGAGUUUGUGCAGCGGAUACAACACACCUUUGGUGCAAUCAACUUGGAAGACAUAUCACAGCCAAACUGCUACAGAGUGCUUGACGUGUUGCGAGAGACUUGUGACAUCCCCGUUUGGCACGACGACCAACAAGGCACGGCAUCAGUGACGUUGGCUGGGUUGCUCAAUGCACUCAAGUUAGUUCACAAAAGACUGGAAGACAUCAAGAUGGUCUUUAUAGGUGCUGGGAGUGCAAAUGCGACGUGCCUGCGACUGAUAGUGAGUGCGGGUGCUGACCCAAAGAAAAUUGUGAUGUUUGAUAUCAAUGGGUCUCUUCAUAGUGGGCGUGAGGAUAUCGAGAAGGAUUCGCGGUUCUACAGGCAAUGGGAGAUCUGCAAGACAACAAACCCAGACAAAAUCAAGACAAUUCCAGAGGCUAUCAGAGGCGCUGAUGUACUUAUCUCACUGUCAGCACCCGGGCCGGGGGUCGUGAAAGGCGAUUGGAUCAGGUCGAUGGGAACAAAGCCGAUUGUCUUCUGCUGCGCAAAUCCAGUGCCAGAGAUCUACCCAUAUGAAGCAAAGGAGGCGGGCGCGUACAUCGUUGCUACAGGAAGAGGCGACUUCCCAAAUCAAGUCAACAACUCUGUUGGGUUUCCAGGCAUCUUGAAAGGCGCACUCAUUGUAAGAGCAAAGAAAAUCACAGACAACAUGGCUAUCGCAGCUUCAAAGGCACUUGCUGACUUUGCAGAGAAGAGGGGAAUCACACCAGACAACAUCAUUGGGACUAUGGACGAGCCAGGCAUCUUCCCACGAGAGGCAGCAGACGUCGCUAUGCAAGCUAUCAAAGACGGAGUCGCGAGAAUCACAAAUUUGACGUGGCAACAGGUCUACGAUAUGGCAGAGAAGGACAUCAAGGAGGCACGCGAAGGUGCCGACCUUCUCAUCGAAAAGAAAUUCAUCAAGGAGUUCCCACAGGAUCUUCUUGACGAGUCGAUCAACACGGCUAUCAAUGUAGCUACUAAAUAA
Molecule: messenger RNA, 1458 nt
Organism: Entamoeba invadens IP1
Lineage: Eukaryota; Evosea; Mastigamoebida; Endamoebidae
Product: NAD-dependent malic enzyme, putative
Exons: 1
Coding region: 1-1458 (485 amino acids)
Molecular function (GO): malate dehydrogenase (decarboxylating) (NAD+) activity; NAD binding
Source: RefSeq, a predicted model, not a curated record